AUGGAGCCAGAAGCCUUUGAAAUUUGCCCUUAGGAUCCUCACCACCGAAUCCCACUCAGCAGAUUCCAGUACCACCUGGCAUCAUGCAGGAGAAAGAACCCCAAGAAAGCCAAAAAGAUGGCCAUCUGCAAAUACAACACCUGCCACGUGGUCCCCACCAAAAAGCUGGAGGAACAUGAGGCUGUUUGUGUCAACAGGAGCUCUGUGGAGGAACAGGACACCGAGAACCCUCUGAAAGUUAGUCUUGCAAGUUCAGAGCAGAACGAUGACCCCCAGCAGACUUUUGUUCCCCAAAAGCUUGUUUGUGAAAAUGACACAAAAGAGUCAGCGAGAGAGAUCAGUCCCCAGAAGAUCCUCAGACCAGGACAGUAA
Molecule: messenger RNA, 372 nt
Organism: Piliocolobus tephrosceles (Ugandan red Colobus)
Lineage: Eukaryota; Metazoa; Chordata; Mammalia; Primates; Cercopithecidae
Gene: GTSF1L
Product: gametocyte specific factor 1 like
Exons: 2
Source: RefSeq, a predicted model, not a curated record